Fusarium poae is the source of this 2973-nucleotide messenger RNA. RefSeq lists its product as uncharacterized. Lineage: Eukaryota; Fungi; Ascomycota; Sordariomycetes; Hypocreales; Nectriaceae. Bases 1 to 2973 code for a protein of 990 amino acids. The record is from RefSeq and is a predicted model, not a curated record. The transcript is spliced from 5 exons.
AUGUCGAUUCCAAUUAACAUCCCUACCCAAGCUGUCUGUCGCCCGCGCUCACCAUGGGAUUCCUCUCCAUUCCCAGAAGACGAAGGCCCAUACAUGGGAUAUACUGAAACAUUCGAAAAUGGCCAUGUUUACCGUGCAGUAUCAUCUGGCUCUGGCAGAUUUGUUGCGGUCGGGUCACAGGACACAUUGCCCUUUCUGUCCUUCUCUGUCGAAAAAGAAAGGGCAAGUAAUAUGAUCACCAUCAAGUUCAGAAGCAGAGACCUCAAGCAAGUCAUCUGCCAAGUUCUCGGGUAUAAGAUCGUUCCGCCCUUACAACUUACUCUCUGCAUUGGCCAAGUCCUCCAACAUUACGAUGGCCUGCGAGCCGAGUUAGACUCCUUAGCAUAUUGCAAUUCAUACGGCGAUACAUCUAAGGAGAUGCGCUUGCUUGUUGACGACCUCUUGCUCGAGCGAUCUCUUUACGAUGGGUUCAACAUGGGUCGACUACGCCAGCAAGGCAUCAUUACUCCUGCCCUUCUCCGAGAUAUCCACCAGAGAAACAUGGACCUCGGAGUGAACGACCUUGAGGAAUGUUUUCAACUCGGAGGGGCCAGCGAGGAGGAAGCAAAACAGUAUCUCGAGGCCCAGAAUGCCCAAAUCGACAAAUAUGCACGGACUGGCGACCUGGACCUUCUUAGUGGUUUCUGCGAACCUCUUUUGCGAUCGAACGAUAUUCGGGUCAUCUACAACUCUGAUCUUCUUUCUCAAAUCCUCGACAAAGGGUUCUUGGAUGUCUAUGUCUACAUCUUAGACCUUGUCGAGCGGACACGGUCAACGGAAGGGGAUGUUGCGGACUCUCAUCACUCUGAUAUAACGUACCACCCACUCUGCGUUGCUAUCCGUCUCGGCCGCUGUGCUGCUGUUCGUGCCUUGGUUCAAAAUAAACUCGACUUUUUCGAAGGGUACAUUGAAGAUGCUUCAGGCUACAAGGGUUGCGUCUUCACGCCACUCCUGGCCGCAGUUCUAUGGCAACAAGUUGGUAUAAUCCGUCUGUUAUUAGACGAGAGCUCUCUGUACCAUGCCGAGUUACCCAAAGCCAACGAGCUUGCAGCCGAAACAGGAUUCACGAAUCUAUUUGAAGAGAUCUUGGAAGCUUUGACAAAACCGAAAACGUCAGCUCGUGAGGCUAUGGGCUCCAGAUACCCAGUACUCAAGGCUUCUCGGUUUUUACCUACAGGUCGAUUCUCACCCUACCAAUCACCAAUCUUCCCAUCACCGGGCGGUAGCAGCUAUAAAUCGGGUAUUGGUAGUGCUUUGUCUAGCUCAUGGCAAGACCAAAGGACGCAGAUCACUACUAAACAUUUCGUGUCUAAUCUAACCAGCCCCGAGCUCCCCUCACCGGCAGUCACCUCCCCAAGAGUACCCGAAUUUUGCAUUUCACCCCAAGAUCUCUCAAUUUCUCAAGUAUUAUCACCUGCCUUGUCGCCCCAAUUCGAUCCCCCGCUUGUACCGUGGUCCUCUCAAAACUUCUAUGAGGCUGUCCAGGAAUGGCCUGCAAGACCAAUGCUCCUCGAUUACACCUGCAGCUACAAGCGCAGAAGACAUCUAGGGCAUUCCUCCAUGCUCCGUUUACAGCAAAGCUGCAGAAGAAUUGAAGGGUUUUGCGAGCAACGUGGUGAUAUGGAAGGCUACGAUAACAUUCAAGAUAAUUGCACAAACCCCACGAGUGUUUCCAAAUUGGGGCUCAAUCAUUUAAGGAACAUCUUGAGAAAUCAGGCACCGCCUGGACUCUCAUCCAUUCUCCAAGCCCUUCUAGUCGCGGACGCGUUGAUCUGCCAGCUUCCAGAUAGUGGAGAGCGAGACAUCGAAUUCACUCAGGAUUUAUAUCGGUGGAAGGCUGUGGCCCUCGAACGAGACUCAGACAUGGACAUGUUUGACGAGCUUGUCUGUGUCAUAUGGGAGACCGAUUACCUGCCUCAGAAUAUACUACCAGGGUCUCAGGAGGACCUCCUGCGAUUCGGUGAAUUGGCAAAUGAUCUUGUUUCAGUCACCCAUAUUAAGCCUCCUGACCCAAAGCCCAUCGGUACUCGGAUACGAGCUAUACAGCGAAAAAUGCAGGGUUGCCACAAAGGUACUCAAAAUGUCGGGAUAACAGCACUACCAGCCUCAGAAUUUGCAACUGAAAGGGGAGGCAGCGAGCCAGAUAUACAAAUUAUCGACCCCAAGGUGGUCGUUCUACUACAAUCUGUGGCACUCAAUGUUCUGUUUGCGACUUCGUCAGCGAUCCAAGAUGUCGAGGACAGCAGCUCAUUGCGACACUUGUUUGGGGCACCUGCAAGCAUCAAUCGGUCAACGGCGAUAGUUGAAGAUUACAUUAGCUUUGACGGAAGAAAUUCUGCUUCUUAUGAUUCUGGUAUUGGGAUGGGAAAUUCCCUCGAAAACCCAAUGAGUCCAUGGACGUUGGCCACGAAAGCUACUCAUGCAUCUCGCGAGCCUCCCAACCAGCCUUUGGAAGCUCCGGGUGCAGUACAUUUGGAUUCAAUCUUUUUGAACUUCGAGCACAACAACCUGGUGCUGCCUGAGCAGCAGGAAGCAGGCCUGCUUUUCGAUGUCAUUUCGACGCCUCCAGGGCAGGACAUAGAGGCCAUGCCGUUUCUCGAGACACAACUGACAGAAACGUCGGGCCAAAGACCCCAAUCUAAGGACGUUCCGGUGACGCCGAGCCAAACAGACCGGGCAGGUGAACCAUCAACCCCCCAACAAGAAUGUUCAACUAAAAUGGCCAACAUGAGCUGCGAAUGCGGUAAGGUCUUCUCUAGUAAGUCGAACCUCGGUAAGCACCAGCGCACUGCGUGUCCGAAAAGAGUUAUUGUAAGGUUGCCCUGCCGGUUUUCUCGCUUGGGAUGCCAGAAGAAGUCUACUACGAAGUGGAAUCAGGAAGUCCACGAGAAGCGUUGGUGCAGUUUUAAUCCCAAUCGGGAGCGAAAAAACUGA